Molecule: messenger RNA, 3468 nt
Organism: Arachis duranensis
Lineage: Eukaryota; Viridiplantae; Streptophyta; Magnoliopsida; Fabales; Fabaceae
Product: cysteine-rich receptor-like protein kinase 10
Exons: 8
Coding region: 150-2897 (915 amino acids)
Biological process (GO): protein phosphorylation
Molecular function (GO): protein kinase activity; ATP binding
Source: RefSeq, a predicted model, not a curated record
UACACCGGUGGAAGACAAAACAAUAAGAAAGGCCUAUGAAAUUAGGAAGAUCAUACAUACUCCUGACUCCAAGGUUGCAUAUCCAUCCAAUAUGGCAUGGUAGUUCUGUCAAAGAUUUUUCAUACCAAUUAGGCACUUAGCAAACUCACAUGGCUUUUUCCAAUCUUGGCUUCCUCUUUAUCCUUAUCAUCUUUGUCCAUGUUGAUGCAGAUGACUUUCACUGGUCAGGGUCCUAUUGCUCAUCACUUAACAAAACUACCCCUAACAGUCCUUUCCGGUUGAACCUAAAGACCCUUUUCAAGUACCUAUCUUCCAAUGCCACCACGGGCAACAAGGAAUUUUACAGCACCAAAGUCCUUGGCACAAACCACUUUGAUACAAUAUAUGGACUCUACUUGUGCAGGGGUGACCUCCCUUCUCAACUUUGUGGAAAGUGCAUCUCAGAAGCAACCCAUAGCUACUUGUUCCCAGACCCAAACCAAGGAAUAUUCGAUUGCUCCUGGUCCAUAGAGGGAGGAAUUUCGUAUGACGAGUGCAUGGUUCAAUAUUCCAAUAACUUCACUUACUUCUCGGCAGUCGACUUAACGCCUUCUAGUAGUUCUUGCUUGUCAAGCAAUAUGUCUGCAACCUUCAUGAAUUUAGUGUUUGACACUCUGAACAAAAUUGCAGAUAAAGCAUCUCAAGGUUCUACAGAGAAGUAUGCUACAAAACAAGUAAGAAUAUCUGGAUUUCGGUCCCUAUACUCUUUGGCUCAGUGUACACCAAACCUGUCAUCUCAAGAUUGUAGAACCUGUUUAGGCAACAUGAUAAAACAAGUUAAACAAGAGUGCGGUGGAAACGAAGCAACAAGUUCCAGCCGCAGCUGCAACUUGAAGUAUGCUAUGUACCCUUUCUAUCGUGAAAGUAAAAGCCUGGCACCAGUAGGACUCAUUCCUAUAACAAAUCUGUCAAAUGAUUUUGGCUAUCUUUCCCACAACUGUUCAACUUCAACCAAUGAAACCAUCAUCAAGAACAGUCAAUUUAAAUCUAACCUCAGGAACCUCCUCUCUUCCUUGUCUUCUAAUGCCACCAACAAAAUUGGCUUCUACAAGACCACCAUUGGUGGCGGAGAAAGCCCCUCUGACACGGUUACCGGUCUCUUCAUGUGCCGUGGCGAUGUGUCCCUUAGUCUCUGUCAACUAUGUGUCCAAAACGCUGCUAAACGAAUACAUUCAGAGUGUAGUUCGUCCAAGGAAGCCAUCAUUUGGUACACUCAUUGCCUUCUUCGCUACUCCUAUCGGUCUCCCCUCUCCACCUGGAACGACACGAGUCCCAUGUUUCAUGAGUUCAACAUUGCCAACACCUCCAACCUUAACCGAGAGCAACAGAACUCCUUCACUCUCACAUUAGUGAGCACUUUAUCAGACAUAACGAAUAUGAAGGAGGAGAGCACCACCAAGAAUUAUGUAACUGCAACCGCAAAACUGAAUGGUGUCCAAACUCUAUAUGCUCUCGGCCAAUGUACACCAGAUCUAAAUAGUGGAGAUUGCAGGUCUUGCUUACGGAACAUUUUCCUAUAUGAAAUUCCAUGGUGUUGUUUGUCAAGUCCAGAGGGAAAAGUUUUUUAUCCUAGCUGCUAUAUCAUGUUUGGAUUGUCCAAAUUUCAUGGAGAUGAUGAUCGAGUCGAGACACCUAGUCAGGCUAGUCUUCCUCCAGGAGCUACAGGAGGAAAGAGAAAUGGUAGGUAUGAGAAAAAAAUUCUGUUGAUUGUUGUUCCCACUAUUGUUGCUGGGAUGCUCUUCUUAUGUUCUGGCUGGCAUUUGUUAAGAAGAAAAGAAAGCAAGAGAUACAAAACUAUUCUCAGAGAAAAUAUUUUUGGUGAUGAAGGUAGUACUUUGGAGCCAUUGCAAAUGGAUUUGGCUAUAAUUGAGGCAGCAACAAAUAACUUUUCAACUGAGAAUUUGAUUGGGAAAGGUGGAUUUGGAAAUGUUUAUAAGGGUAUUCUUUCUGAUGGGAGACAUGUAGCUGUAAAAAGAUUAUCAAAAAUUUCUAAACAAGGCAUUAAGGAGUUCAAGAAUGAGGUGUUGUUGAUAGCUAAAUUUCAACAUCGGAAUCUUGUAACAUUCAUAGGUUUCUGCUUGAAAGAUCAAGAGAAGAUACUGAUAUAUGAAUAUGUACCAAAUGGAAGCCUUGAUUACUUUUUAUUUGAUACUCAGCAACAAAAGUUGUUAAAUUGGUCUCAGCGUUAUAAAAUUAUAAAAGGAGUUGCACGAGGAAUUCAUUAUUUACAUGAGCAUUCUCGACCCAAAAUUAUUCAUCGUGAUCUUAAACCAAGUAAUGUCCUGUUAGAUACAAGUAUGAAUCCAAAAAUUUCGGACUUUGGCAUAGCUAGAAUUGUGGAAAUGGACCGAGACCAAGAAAUUACAAACAAAAUUGUUGGGACAUUUGGUUAUAUGUCUCCGGAAUAUGCAAUGCUUGGAUAUUUUUCCGAAAAAUCAGAUAUUUUCAGUUUUGGAGUUAUGAUUCUAGAAAUUAUUACUGGGAAAAAGAUUUUAACUUCUUAUGAUUGUUAUCAUCUUGCUUCAGGCCUACUAAAUUAUGUUUGGGAAAAGUGGACAGAAAACAAAGCAUUAAGCAUUUUGGACCAAAAAAUAAAAGAAAAUUAUCUUGAAAUUGAAGUUAUUAAGUGUAUUCAAGUUGGAUUGUUAUGUGUUCAAGAAAAUCCAGAUGUUAGACCUCCAAUGAUAACAAUUAUUUCAUAUCUUGAUAACCACUUAAUUGAAAUGCCAUCUCCACAGGAGCCAGCAUUUAUGUUACAUAGAAGAAUAAUUGAUCAAGUACAAGUAGUUGAUCAUAUCAACAAUUUUACGCCAUCCUCUAUCAAUGAGAUGUCUAUAAGUGAAGAUCUUUCUAGAUAAGUUUGAUACCAUAUCAUGAAACUACUCGUCUACUCAUCCCAAAAGGUUAAGCUGAUAGGUGAAGGCAACAUGAAUGGUUAUAUCUCUAACAAGAUCGAUGCCAUUAAUUGAGGAGCUUUGAUUUGUCUGAUUUGGAUCCAUUGAAUCAGAAACUAGCUCAACGAAAUGUUGAAUGCAAUCAAUGUAAUAUAACCUUCUUCUCUGGAACUCGUGAUCGGAACUCAUCACUCUAUGCAUGGAUGUCAACGUUGUCAUCAGCUCUAUCGUAUGAAUUGAAGAGAAGAGAAGACAGAAACUAGAUGAGGAAAGAGAGAAAAAGAAUCGAAGAUGAGAAGGAAGGUGUAGCUGCAUUGCAAUGGCUCACGGCACCUUGUGGAAAAUAUGGUUUGAGAAAGACAGAGAGAAGCUUACAACACAAGAAAGAGGGAAAUGGAAACCGAGGGGGGAGAGUGUGAUUCAUGCAUUGAUCUGAACUUUUUCAGUAGAGAAUGAAGCUCAACUAACUCUCUGAGUCAAGUUGUUAACUUCUAACUAACUCCUCUAACUAACUAUUAUAUUCGCCUUCUUCCAA